GCACCACACACAGUUUCAGUUUUGGCAGCAGUAUCCAGUGUCCUGCCGGAGGCUUCUAGAAAGGCAAGGGUUGCGGACUGGUCAGCAGGCUGUGCCCAAGAAACUGACAGGAUAGAAGGAAGUGGCUAAAACAACCACGCAAGAAGGCGGUCUGGGUGGCACAGCCCCACGGGAGCCACCAGCGAUGUCGCUCCUCUUCUUCACCUGCCUGCUGGCUGUCUUCCCAGUGGUCUCCAUGAAGAGUCCCAUAUUCGGUCCCCAGGAGGUGAGCAGCGUGGAAGGCAGCUCCGUGUCCAUCAAGUGCUACUACCCGGCCACCUCCGUCAACCGGCAUACCCGGAAGUACUGGUGCCGGCAGGGAGCCAGGGGCCGCUGCACUACCCUCAUCUCCUCAGAGGGCUACGUCUCCAAGGACUAUGAGGGCAGGGCCAACCUCACCAACUUCCCAGAGAGCGGCACAUUUGUGACGAACAUCAGCCAUCUCACUCGGAAUGACUCGGGGCUCUACAAGUGUGGUCUGGGCAUUAGCAGCCGAGGCCUGUCCUUUGAUGUGAGCCUGGAAGUCAGUCAAGUUCCUGGGCAGAUAAAUGGCGGCCACGUCUACACAGCAGACCUGGGCAGAACAGUGACCAUCAACUGCCCUUUCAAGGCUGUGAAUUCUGAGAAGAGGAAAUCUUUGUGCAAGAAGACAGGCCAGGACUGCAUGCUAGUCAUCGACUCCACUGGGUAUAUGAGCCCCAGCUACAGCAACAGAGUACGUCUCUCUAUUCAGGGUACCAGCCAAUUAGUGUUUAGCGUUGUCAUCAACCGAAUCCAGCUCAGCGAUGCUGGGAUGUAUGUCUGCCAGGCUGGGGAUGAUGCCAGCGCCGAUAAGAGCAAUGCUGACCUCCAAGUGCUGAAGCCCGAGACUGAGCUGAUUUAUGGAGACCUGAGGGGCUCGGUGACCUUUGACUGUGCCCUGGGCCCAGAGAUGGCAAAAGAGGCCAAAUUUCUGUGCCAGCUAAAAAAUGGGGAAGCUUGCAAUGUGAUCAUCAACACGCUGGGGAAGAAGGCUCAGGACUUUGAGGGCAGGAUCCUGUUGACUCCCAAGGAUAAUGGUUUCUUCAGUGUGCACGUCACCAGCCUGAGGAAAGAGGAUGCGGGGCUCUACCUGUGUGGAGCCAACUCUGAUGGGGAGCCUCAGGAAGGCUGGCCCACCCAGGCUUGGCAACUCUUCGUCAAUGAAGAGACCGCGAUUCCCCCAAGUCGGUCUGUGGUGAAAGGAGUGGUGGGAAGCUCCGUGGCCGUGUCCUGCGCCUACAACCCGAAGGAAACAGACAGCCUGAAGUACUGGUGUCACUGGGAAGAGGCUGAAAAUGGCCGCUGCCCGCAGCUGGUGCAGAGCGAGGGGCUGGUCAAGGAGCAGUACGAGGGCAGGCUCGCACUGUACGAGGAGCCAGGCAAUGGCACCUACACCGUCAUCCUCAACCAGCUCACCCCCCAGGACGCCGGCUUCUACUGGUGUUUGACCAACGGCGAUACUCGCUGGAGGUCCAUGGUGGAGCUCAAGAUUGUAGAAGGAGAACCAAGCCUCAAGGUACCCAAGAGUGUCAAGGCUUGGCUGGGAGAGACCCUCAAGGUCUCCUGCCACUUCCCCUGCAAAUACUACUCCUACGAGAAGUACUGGUGUAAGUGGAGCAACAGAGGCUGCAGGGCCCUGCCCAGCCAGGACGAAGGCCCCAGCCAGGCCUUUGUGAACUGCGACCAGAAGAGCCAGAUCGUCUCCCUGAACCUGAACUCCGUCACCAGCGAGGACGAAGGCUGGUACUGGUGCGGAGUGAAGGAGGGCCACCAAUACGGAGAGACCAUGGCUGUCUAUGUGGCGGUAGAGAAGAGGGUGAAGGGAUCCCAAGAUGCCAGUGGAGUGAAUGCUGCUCCUGGUGAGGAGGCGAUAGAGCCGAGGGCCAGGGAGACUGAGAACAAAGUCCUUCUGGGUCCCAGCCUUUUUGCAGAGGAAAGAGCAGGGAAGGAUACUGAAGAUCGAGCUGGUGGGAGCGGAGCAUCCGCAGAUCCCGGCAGCUCUGCAGGACAAGGUGGGGGCUCCAAAGCGCUGGUCUCCACCCUGGUGCCCCUGGCCCUGGUGCUGGCUGCAGGGGCCGUGGCGAUUGGGGUGGUCAGAGCCCGACACAGGAAGAAUGUCGACCGGAUUUCAAUCAGAAGCUACAGGACAGACAUUAGCAUGUCAGACUUCGAGAACUCCAGGGAUUUUGGAGCCCAUGACAACAUGGGAGCCUCUCCAGACACUCAGGAGACAACUCUCGAAGGAAAAGACGAGUUCGCCACCACUACCGAGGAUGCCAUGGAGAAGGAAGAACCCAAGAAGGCGAAAAGGUCAUCCAAGGAGGAAGCCGACAUGGCCUACACCGCCUUCCUGCUCCAGACCAACAACAUAGCCGCUGCCACCCAGGACGGCCCCGGAGAAGCCUAGACAGAGCCCUGGCUGCACUCAUCCCUCCGCACGUGGCAAUCACGUUCCGAAUCACGUUGAUCCUCAGGGCCCUCAGCUCCAGGGCUCCACUCCCUGCACUCACACCCCACCUAGGCUUUUCCUACCUGUCCUCAGAGGGUAUGUUGGUCCCUUCUCGGUGGCAUCCAAGCCUGGCUUACUUGUUCCUGUUGGGGGUGAGGUGACGUGAGGCAUUCCCACCUACAGCUUAUUCCUAAUGAAAGAACUAAGGUGUGGGAGGAGAAUUAAGAUCUAAGGGGACCUCUCAGAAAGAAAAGGGACCACAGUGGGUGGGGAGACAAUUUCAGAAAGCCAUUCAGGGCUUCUCUGCACCCUUGUUUGGGGAUGUCAGUGGGAUUCUCCCUUCCACUCCAUCCCUGAAUCUCCCAAUCCCCCACUCCCUUCCAUCUUCUCUUCUUCUUUCCCUCAUUAAAAAUACGCAUUUGGAUACUCACUAGAUUCCAGGCGCUCUGCUAGACACCGGGACAGAUAGGCCACAAACCCGGCUAGCAACCUUUCUAAAAACAUCACUGAAUCCCUGGAAGCCACAGCACUCUGUGUAUUUACACUCACUAAAAUCCUCAUCAGGUAUUCUCACCUCUGCCUAUACUGGGAGAAAUCAUAAAAUGUCUGGAGUCCUGAGGCCUUAGGGAUUGUGUAACACGGGCAUACAUACAAGGAAUCAAAAACACAUUCUUACCAUUUUACAGGUGAGAAAAUUGAGGUCCUAAGAGGUGAAGAAGUUUGUCCAAAGGCAGCAAAUGAGAUACACUAGUGUCAAAGCUAGAUUUCGCAUCUCCUGUCUCCAUAUAAGAGCCUCCGCUCUCCUGAUGGAGACAGAAUUUUACAGUAAGGAGAAGGAGGGGGAGGAGAAAAAUGUAAAUAGAGACUGGUCUUUCACAAGCCCCACCUCAGGGAAGACACCCCUUUCCCUUUCUGUCACUCAUAGAGACCUAAUAGGGUAAGAGAACGGUCAAACACUCAUAACCCCUGUAUUUGAAGAGUUCUGAGUGAAAGGGGAGAAAAGAGGGGGUUUGAUGGUGCCAAGGAGGGGCUGAUCUCCGAAGAGCUAAGGUUUUAAGGUCUUUUUCCCUCUAAGCUCUGUACUUCAACUAGCACCUACGAGCUGGCACUUGCUAACAAAUCAAAAAUGUGAAUUAAUUAAUAAUUAAAGACAGUGAUUGCCACCAA
Messenger RNA from Balaenoptera musculus (blue whale), 3676 nucleotides. It is a transcript of the gene PIGR, whose product is annotated as polymeric immunoglobulin receptor. Bases 185 to 2467 code for a protein of 760 amino acids. The transcript has 11 exons. The record is from RefSeq and is a predicted model, not a curated record. Lineage: Eukaryota; Metazoa; Chordata; Mammalia; Artiodactyla; Balaenopteridae.